Molecule: messenger RNA, 1170 nt
Organism: Chenopodium quinoa (quinoa)
Lineage: Eukaryota; Viridiplantae; Streptophyta; Magnoliopsida; Caryophyllales; Amaranthaceae
Product: DNA repair RAD52-like protein 1, mitochondrial
Exons: 4
Coding region: 189-797 (202 amino acids)
Biological process (GO): double-strand break repair via homologous recombination
Molecular function (GO): DNA binding
Source: RefSeq, a predicted model, not a curated record
UUGUUAAAUAAGGGUUAUUUUUUCUUAAAGUGAAUCAAAAUUACAAAACGCUGUCCUUUAGCUAAAACUCAGGGAAAAUCCAAGUUACUCCCAACUCAAAAUUCAAAAACCUAAAACCCUUAUUCUUGGCAAUCGAAACUUCGGAAGUAUCCAUUAUCAACCAAGGGUUUUACAAUUGUAGAGAAAAAAUGGCGCUUUCUAUGCUUAAAUCCCUGAGAAAAUCAACGGCAUCAAUCAGCUUAUCAUCAUCAUUUCUGAAUCAGAUUUCUUCAACAUCAUCAACCCCUUCUUUCCUCAAACCCUGCGGCUGUGGCUGUGCGCAGUUGCAGAACAAGUUAUGCUACUCUAAUGCAGCAAAUGAUGAUAGAAGAAAAAGUAAAGAAGAAGAAUAUGGUGAAAUACCCACUGAAGGAAUUAGUAGACCCAUGUCUGAAAUUCUUAAACAACUCAACAAAAAAGUUCCUGAUUCUCUUAUUAGUGUUCGCCCUGAAAAUGGGGCUUCUAUCAAAUAUAUUCCAUGGCAUAUUGUGAAUCGAAUUAUGAACUUACAUGCUCCAGAAUGGUCGGGCGAGGUUCGGAAUAUCACAUACUCACCUGAUGCCAAGUCUGUAACUGUUGUUUAUCGCGUUACACUUCAUGGGACAGAUGCUGAGAUAUAUAGGGAAUCAACAGGAACUGCUUCAGUGGAAGAAAAAGGCUAUGGAGACGCCGUACAGAAGGCUGAAGGAAUGGCCUUCCGUCGAGCAUGUGCACGAUUGGGACUUGGGCUUCAUCUCUACCAUGAAGAUAUGUCAUAGUAUGGUUUCAUUAUUGAGCAUAUUCAGUGGGCAGUGGCUGUUUCUUUUUGCGGUUGUAAAGGUUGCAUAGCUGUAGCUUGUUCUUUCUAUGUGGGUGGUUUUUGACUUUUUUUCCCCUUGUGUAUAUGGGGCCGGAGGAUAAGCUUAAUUUUGGACUGCUAUGCACCUGUAUGAAGGAGAUGGUGGUCGUCUGGUCGAUUAUUAAAGUACUGAAGAAACACGAGCCAAUUAGUCAUUGUCUGAUUAAAGCUUGCUUUGUUAUUCGUUGAAAAUCUAGACCUCUUGCAUGCUUGUCUAUUUCACUAAUUAGCCUCUUUUCUUUUAAUAUGCUCAACUGCUCAUGCAAUAUAUUCUUCAUUUCUUCUCGUGAUUC